This is a messenger RNA of Dovyalis caffra, 303 nucleotides long. NCBI's taxonomy places the organism in Eukaryota, Viridiplantae, Streptophyta, Magnoliopsida, Malpighiales, Salicaceae. The record is from the annotation of a GenBank genome assembly.
AUGGCAACAACAACUCUAGUCGUCAUAAAUAUGGUGGUAUUGUGGAGAAGUCCAAACCACCUAAGUCAGCCAACUGCAAAUUACUGUCAUCAUGCUUCAUCAGCAUGGCACCCAGACCCUGCUGCUGCUAGUCACGUUACACGGAACUUAAGAAAUCUUAGCCUUGCGAAAGAUUAUAAAUGUACAUCUAAGUUAAUUGUUGAUCUGAAUACCAGGGGACUGCUUCUACAAGACAACGCUGAGGAUAGAAUCUACUACAAUACAAGGCUGAGGAUGGAAUCUAUAAGUUUAAAAGCACUGUGA